Messenger RNA from Spodoptera littoralis (African cotton leafworm), 1587 nucleotides. The record is from the annotation of a GenBank genome assembly. Lineage: Eukaryota; Metazoa; Arthropoda; Insecta; Lepidoptera; Noctuidae.
AUGUUCUACUUAGUAUUGAUAGCAUUUCUACUGUGUGUGUUAGCACUAUACUUGAACUAUGUAAACUCUACCUUCAAUCAAUAUGGCAUCAAACAUGAUGCUACUAUCCCAUUGAUUGGUCCUAUCAUCAAACUGCUGAAGGCCAAAGAACAUAUAGGCCAAGACCUCAAAAAUUUAUAUGACAAAUAUCCUGAAGAAAGGUUUUUGGGUCGAAUCGAAUUGAUGAAGGACUCCAUCGUGAUUCGAGACAUUGAACUCUUGAAGAAGAUCACAAUCAAGGACUCUGAACACUUCCUCGAUCACACUUCCAAUGGAUUCGAGUCCUUGUUCGAGAGGAGUCUGUUUUUUAUGCAAGGCCAAGAAUGGAAGGACAUGCGCUCCACGUUGAGUCCAGCGUUCACAAGCUCAAAGAUACGUCUAAUGGUGCCUUUCAUGGUGGAGGUCGGGGACCAGAUGAUGUCUUCUCUUAAGAACCAGAUAAAUGAAUCAAAAGAUGGUUAUAUAGACGUGGACUGUAAGGACCUCACAACACGUUACGCCAAUGAUGUGAUAGCGACCUGCGCCUUUGGUCUGAAGGUGGACUCUCAUACUGACAAGAACAAUGACUUCUACGCAACUGGCAAGUCCGCGUUUGAGUUUAAAUUACAUCUGCUGUUGGUGUUCUUUCUUAUAUCUAAAGUUCCUUAUCUGCAACAGGCCUUAGACUGGAGUGUCUUACCUAAGAAGACCCAGGAUUAUUUUAUAAAUCUGUUUAUGAGCACCAUGAAGGAGCGAGAAUUGAAGAAAAUCGUCCGACCUGAUAUGAUCCACUUGCUUAUGGAAGCUAAUAAAGGAAAAUUGUCUCAUGAAGAAGUCAAGUCUACUGACACUGCAGCUGGAUUUGCAACUGUCGAAGAAUCAUCGUAUGGCCAGAAAUCUAUGAACAGAGUGUGGAAAGAUGAGGAUCUUGUUGCUCAAGCAUUCUUAUUCUUCGUCGCUGGCUUUGAAACUGUUUCAUCCAGUAUGUGCUUCAUAAUGCAUGAGUUGGCUGUACACCCUGACGUGCAGGACCGUCUGGUGCAGGAGAUCAAGGAACAUGAUGCCAAGAACGGUGGCAAAUUCACCUUCGAUUCUAUACUGAAUAUGAAAUAUAUGGAUAUGGUGGUGUCUGAGGUAUUAAGGCUCUGGCCACCAAAUGUUGUGCUAGAUAGAGUUUGCACCAAAGAUUAUAACAUGGGUAAACCAAAUCUGGCCGCUGAGAAAGAUUUUAUCAUUCGCAAAGGCUCCCCCAUCAUGAUACCUUCAUAUGCCUUCCACCGUGACCCUGAAUUCUUCCCUGAACCAGAGAAGUUUGACCCUGAACGUUUUUCUGAAGAAAAUAAACACAAGAUUAAUCCGAUGUCAUAUAUGCCAUUUGGGGUUGGUCCUAGGAAUUGCAUAGGAUCAAGGUUUGCGCUCUGUGAAUUGAAGGUGAUGUUGUACCAGCUGCUUCGAGAGAUGGAACUGUCUCCAUGUGAGAAGACCUGCAUCCCUGCAAAGUUGGACACUAAGAGUUUCAACAACAGGCUGGUUGGAGGUCAUUGGCUAAGAUUCAAGCCUAGACACUAA